This is a messenger RNA of Scheffersomyces amazonensis, 878 nucleotides long. RefSeq names its product 60S ribosomal protein uL15 (gene RPL28). NCBI's taxonomy places the organism in Eukaryota, Fungi, Ascomycota, Pichiomycetes, Serinales, Debaryomycetaceae. The record is from RefSeq and is a predicted model, not a curated record. The coding region runs from base 227 to 676 and encodes 149 amino acids. Gene Ontology annotation, molecular function: structural constituent of ribosome. The transcript is spliced from 2 exons. Gene Ontology annotation, biological process: translation. Gene Ontology annotation, cellular component: ribosome; cytosolic large ribosomal subunit.
UAACAAACAUAUCUCCAUAGUUAACUUUUUUUAUUAUGGUGUCAGUCCUGCACACACACCCGCACUAACAAUUUUUCCCGUAGUUAAAACUUUUUGUAUGUACCAGAGUGAGUGAGGAUGGAAAACGAAGAGGAAAAAAUUUAUCAAUUUUCAAUUUAAGCAAAGACAGUUUUACAUAGAUUUCUUUCUUUCAACUUCACUGUUAACCAGGUUUAUAACAUCAACAAUGCCAACCAGAUUAACUAAGACCAGAAAACACAGAGGUAAUGUCUCAGCCGGUAAAGGUAGAGUCGGUAAGCACAGAAAGCAUCCCGGUGGUAGAGGUAAGGCUGGUGGUCAACAUCAUCACAGAACCAAUUUAGAUAAAUACCAUCCAGGUUACUUCGGUAAGGUUGGUAUGAGAUACUUCCACAAGCAACAAAACCAAUUCUGGAGACCAGAAAUUAACUUAGACAAAUUAUGGACUUUAGUUGAAGAAGAAAAGAGAGAUGAAUACUUAAAAUCAGCCUCUGCUUCUGCUGCUCCAGUCAUUGACACCUUAGCUCACGGUUACGGUAAGGUCUUAGGUAAAGGUAGAUUACCAGAAGUCCCAGUCAUUGUCAAGGCCAGAUUCGUUUCUAAAUUAGCUGAAGAAAAGAUCAGAGCUGUUGGUGGUGUUGUUGAAUUAGUUGCUUAAUUUAAAUUUGUACAAUCAUCCCUUCCAUAUCUAUAUUAUACUUAAAAUAUUAUCUCCUUUUUUGUCAUAUAUAUUAUUUUAAAUAACUUUAGGAGAUAAUACAGUGUAUAGUAGAAAUAACCCAAAAAAUAUAAUAAUCAUUAUAACGUUUUAAUAGUAUAACUUUGAAUGUAGUAGUUAAUAAUAGUAGGUACCAUAUAAU